AAACAUGCGCGCAUUUUCUGUUGUUCGGUCCAUGGAAUCAUCCACGUGCAAAAACCAGUCCUCUCCUUCUCCUCCCACCAUCCCAAGGCUCGCACUUGCGAUUUCGACCACCGCCAUCUUCACUCUAUUCCCAAUUGCGCAACCAUGCGCGGCCUCAUCAGGAUUCGACCCCUCGCCAUCUUACACCGAGUUCAUCAAGACCUCGUGCGGGUUCACCAUCUAUCCGGACGUAUGUUACCAAACGCUCUCCCCCUACGCGAGCACCAUCCAAACGAGCCCUAAGGAGAUGGCCAAUGCGGCUCUACUGGUGACACUCGACGGCGCGCUAUCCGCUUCUAACAUGGUGUCCAGGUUGUCAAACGCCGGGGGCCUGAGCAAGAGGGAAGCGAGGGCAGUGAUUGACUGCGUCGAGACCAUGAGCGACUCGGUCGACGAGAUCCGCCAGUCGUUGGUCGCGAUGAAGGCUCUCGAUGGCCCUGAAUUUGAGACCAACAUGAGCGAUAUACGGACUUGGGUGAGUGCUGCCUUGACCGACGAGGACACUUGCAUGGAUGGAUUUCAAGAGCGGGGGAUUAGUAACAAUAAGAAAGUCGAAGGGCCAAUUAGAAGCAGCAUCGUGAGGGUGGCUCAGUUAACUAGCAAUGCUUUGGCUCUUAUUAAUAGACUCCAAUAGCCUAAUCUAAUUGCCCCUCUCUCUGGUCGUAAGUCGAAUUCAGUCGCCAUGUUCUCUAGUGUGUCGUUACAUAUCGUCCGAGUAGAAAUUUGUGAUAUUUUUCUAAUUGGCCCAAACGAUAUGGCCUAAAGAAGAUUAUUAAUUGUAAAUAUUUCAUCUUGCUCUCACGGUAUACCAAGA
This is a messenger RNA of Eucalyptus grandis, 853 nucleotides long. Its product is annotated as 21 kDa protein. The coding region runs from base 5 to 673 and encodes 222 amino acids. Gene Ontology annotation, biological process: negative regulation of catalytic activity. Lineage: Eukaryota; Viridiplantae; Streptophyta; Magnoliopsida; Myrtales; Myrtaceae. The record is from RefSeq and is a predicted model, not a curated record. The transcript has a single exon. Gene Ontology annotation, molecular function: enzyme inhibitor activity.